Messenger RNA from Protopolystoma xenopodis, 381 nucleotides. NCBI's taxonomy places the organism in Eukaryota, Metazoa, Platyhelminthes, Monogenea, Polystomatidea, Polystomatidae. The record is from the annotation of a GenBank genome assembly.
UUGUCAAAUGGCCCUUCAUCGUGUCAACCAGAAAAGCCUCGAUCGACGUGGUCCAACCUCCAUUGCACCUACAAGCAUUCACCACUUCAUUCACCAGGACGACUUAUCUUAACGCCCGGCCUUAGAUCCAUCCUAACUUGGGCCAGUCAACCACAGGCCCGAAAGGAUGACUGCUCGUCCAUCGAUCUACCUGUACAUUCAACAGGUGUCUUUGCGCACCCAGUGCCCAGAUUGCCUACUCCAGCCGGGACCAGAGUAGGGAAGUCGGGUCAUUGGGAAGAUAGGACAUGUGAGCAGGCGGUGACCUUAGCCGUUAGAUCUGGGCAUAUUGCUGUCCCCUGGUUGACCGAUAUGGCCGGGCACCCGCAAAUUUUGCCAUGA